Messenger RNA from Dichotomopilus funicola, 1152 nucleotides. Its product is annotated as tubulin binding cofactor C-domain-containing protein. The record is from RefSeq and is a predicted model, not a curated record. The transcript is spliced from 3 exons. Gene Ontology annotation, cellular component: cytoplasm. Gene Ontology annotation, molecular function: tubulin binding. NCBI's taxonomy places the organism in Eukaryota, Fungi, Ascomycota, Sordariomycetes, Sordariales, Chaetomiaceae. Bases 1 to 1152 code for a protein of 383 amino acids. Gene Ontology annotation, biological process: tubulin complex assembly; post-chaperonin tubulin folding pathway.
AUGUCUGCACCCGAUCCUAAAGAGCGAUUCCAUCGACAGUUCCAGGUCUCUGUCGCUUCCAUCCAGGAGCAGAUCGACCGACUUUUUAAGCUCUCUACCGCGGGAGGUGAGAGGGAAGAUGCAGUUGAGCAUACAUUGAGCUGUAUCUCGCACCUCUCCAAAGACGUAGCCGAUGCUACCGACUUCCUCCCGGCCUAUGACCAACGCACCUAUUCCGAUACGGUCAAAUCCCUGAAGGACCAGGUCAAUGAGGCCGAAGUCAAAUUCAAGCCCAAAAGCCGUUUUCAAUUCAAGAAGCGCACAGAUAAUGGCUCCGCCGUGGCAGACAAGGCCGACACCCGCCGUCUCGAUCUGGCCGUGAAUAGUAACAGCAGUGGGCAGCAGCCGACAGAGGUUAAGGACACUGUCGGCUCCCUGCCGAGCUUUACAUCCACCACAACCACCGGCCCGACCAAGAACUACAACGCCGAGGUUACUCGUCAGGGCGAGGGUGGAGAUCACUCCGGCAUUCGCAAGCCUUCCUUUUCUACUGCCCGCGACAUUGAUCUGUCCGACCACAUUCGUGUGCACAUCACACUGCCGGCUUCGGCUUCGCGUGCCACCUCAGCUGGCACACUGACCGACCUCCACCAGUGUGUUGUUGACAUGUCGCUUCCUACAUGCACCGGUCCUAUGGACACUUCCAACGCGGGCCCUGACGCACACAUUGGUACCCCCUUCGCUAGCCUGAUGCUUAAGGAGAUCAAAAGCAGCGUUAUUGUAGCCGGCCAUGUCAACGGCCCUGUGCAUGUGACGCGCGUGCGAGAUAGCGUCGUCGUGGUGAUUGCUCGCCAGGUACGCAUCCACGAGUGCCGCAACGUGGUCUUUUAUUUGCACUGCGUCAGCCGGCCCAUUGUUGAGGACUGCAAGGAUGUGAGGUUCGCGAAGUGCCCCGAAAUUUACUUGACGGACAAAGAGAGGACCGAGGCCAACUUGUACGACCAGGUUGACGACUUCAAGUGGCUCAAAACAUUUAGCUCACCUAAUUGGAGCCUGCUGCCUGACUCAGAAGUAAUUACGGACCAAGUGUGGAAGAAGGCCUUGGCUGGUGAGCCCGGUACCCUCAUUGACGACACUCUGCAGACCCUAGGGGUCAACAAUAAGAAGGCCUGA